AUGUCAUUUCUAAUUCGCCAUAGGCCGUGUUAUCGGUCUACUUCAUUGUUUAACCGGUGUCUUAACCGCUCAACAAACCGUUCCCACUACGGCAAUGUUGCGCCAUCAUCAUCACGGCCGUUUCGGGUUGCGGUCGUCGGAUCUGGACCGGCUGGGUUCUACGCUGCUUAUAGGCUGAUGUCGAAAGUACCGGAAGCUAUCAUAGACAUGUACGAGCAACUCCCAGUGCCAUUCGGACUUGUUCGGUACGGCGUUGCUCCCGAUCACCCCGAAGUCAAGAACUGCCAGGAUAAAUUCACCGAAGUUGCGACAUCGCCGCGUUUCAAUUUUAUUGGCAACGUCGCGCUAGGUAGUGACCUUUCGCUGAGCUCGCUGAAACCGCAUUAUGAUGCCAUCCUCUUCUCCUAUGGAGCUUCAAAAGAUCGUAGGCUAGGGCUUCCAAACGAGCAAACACUUUCGGGGAUAUUUUCUGCCAGAGCGUUUGUUGGCUGGUAUAAUGGGCUGCCAGAGCAUAGGAAUUUGCUGCCCGACCUGGCGAGCGGAGAGGAUGCUGUUGUAAUUGGACAGGGAAAUGUGGCCCUUGACGUCGCAAGAGUGUUGCUAUCCGAUGUGGAUGCUCUACGGAAGACAGACAUGUGCGAACAUGCUCUUGAAGUGCUUGCGAAAAGCAGGGUUAAGAGAGCUGCUUUCACCAUCAAAGAGGCUCGAGAGCUCAUACAGCUGCCUUCAACUGGUUUUGAACCUAUACCCAAACAACUCCUGCCCCCCGACUCAAUCAUAUCCGGGCUUCCAAGAGCCCAGAAACGAAUCAUCCAACUCCUAGCCAAAGGUUCCACUACUACCUUUGAAAAUUCAGCCAAGCAAUGGUCUCUUGACUUUCUCCUUUCUCCUCACUCAUUCCACUCUUCACCCGAAAACGCCGGUCGUCUAUCACAUAUUACAUUCACACGGAACCAACUAGAUCCGGCUGACCCCUAUUCGCCUACCGCGUCUGUUUCUCCAUCUAUAGCAGAGGAUGGAUACAAGUCGUGCCCACUUCCAGGGCUUGAAGAGCUUAAUGUUCCGUUCGAUACUUCUCGUGGCUUAAUACCCAACGAUGGACAGGGGAGGGUUCUAAAUACCGUGUCGUCAUCUGGUGCCAAUGACGGUCUCCCGGCUCACGUCCCUGGUGUGUAUUGUGCAGGAUGGGUCAAGCGUGGCCCCACGGGAGUCAUUGCUUCAACAAUGUCAGAUGCAUUUGCCACUGCAGAUGCCAUUGCGGCAGAUAGGGAGAUACAUCGCGAUCGAGGGAGUGAUAAAAUGAAGUUCCUUAAUUCAAGGGCUGGAGAAGAGAGCACAGGGCUUGGAUGGGACGGUGUUCGUCCUGAGGCUGAGAAGCGCGGUUUGCGACCAACCAGCUGGAAGGACUGGGAGGAGAUAGAUCGAGUAGAGAAAGAGCGUGGGCAGGCCAGGGGCAAGCCUCGAGAGAAGUUUGCUCUGGUCGACGAUAUGCUUAAUGUUUUGGGAUAG
This is a messenger RNA of Microsporum canis CBS 113480, 1509 nucleotides long. Its product is annotated as FAD-dependent pyridine nucleotide-disulphide oxidoreductase. The coding region runs from base 1 to 1509 and encodes 502 amino acids. The record is from RefSeq and is a predicted model, not a curated record. The transcript has 4 exons. Lineage: Eukaryota; Fungi; Ascomycota; Eurotiomycetes; Onygenales; Arthrodermataceae. Gene Ontology annotation, biological process: ubiquinone biosynthetic process. Gene Ontology annotation, cellular component: mitochondrion.